This is a messenger RNA of Acyrthosiphon pisum (pea aphid), 3363 nucleotides long. RefSeq lists its product as uncharacterized. The transcript has 7 exons. Lineage: Eukaryota; Metazoa; Arthropoda; Insecta; Hemiptera; Aphididae. Gene Ontology annotation, molecular function: NAD+ poly-ADP-ribosyltransferase activity. The coding region runs from base 688 to 3174 and encodes 828 amino acids. Gene Ontology annotation, cellular component: nucleus. The record is from RefSeq and is a predicted model, not a curated record.
AAAAAAUAUAGUAAUUACCAUUGUAAAAAUAAAGUUGAUUUUGCUAUUAGUACACCUGCAGGUAACGCAUGCGUGUUUGAAAAUUUUGAAAUUGUUAUAAAAAAAUUGCCUGUUAAAAAUAAAGAAACGUGUCUUUUUUAGAAAUUCCAUAUCAUCGACCUAUAAUCUUUUAAAAAAAAACCCGGGAAGAAUGAUAUAAGAUACACCCUGUAUAGUGUGUAUAUAAUAAUAUGUAUAUAUUUUAAGGAUUUUUAUGAUGACAGUCUUUACAUUAUAAUACGUCUGUGGAUAUGUGUUGUAAUGUCCUUAUCUAAAUAAACUGUUCUGACAGCUCGGGUGACACAUCGGCCGAUCUGUACGAGUAACAUCAUUCCCACUGCGUAUGGCCAUGGCUGUAGUCAUGCAUAAGUAAUGAGUAAUAUCUAAGCUAUGUAAUGUAUAUCCAAUAUGAUAUUUUGAUAUUUUUAAAUAAUAAAUUAAUUCUUUCAAAUAUUUCUGAUGGAUUAAUUGUGUUCUUAAUUAAUAUUAAAUUAUAAAUAAAUCAAUAUAAAACCUAUUUCUUCUUCCUUUGUUCAUCGAAUAUAUAUGUGACAAGUCUGCAGUUGAAUUAGAUCUCGUUUUCGAUAACUUGGCCGUUCUCGAACAGCGCCCGUUUCAGUAUCCGUCGUCGUCUCGUCCGCAGCGCCGAUGUAUUCGCCUCACAGAAGUAAAGACUCCCAAAGGUCGUCAAAGUUUACCGCGCACGCUGCGGUCCAAUUGCAAAGGCGGCACAAUAACUCGACGUCCAGCCACUAUGACGGGGGUCAGCUACUCGAAAAUCUGGGCCACAAAGACUCCGUACAACUCGAACGUCUCGUCCACGAAACAUUUCCUACGUGCAACGCCGAUCUGAUACAUGUUGUCAAUGACCCGCAGAUGUAUGGUAUGUACUUGCUGCGCAAGGAAGAAAUGCGGUAUGGUGACAAGGAACUUAUUCUCUAUCACGUGACCUCCAUGUCCAGGGCUUUGGAGUCGUUGACAAACGGACUUGACUGGCGGCGCACCAGACGCUCCAAGUUUGGAUGUGGUGUGUUGUUCAGCGACGACGCCGACUAUUCCAAUUAUUAUGCCGACCAUUUCACCAAAGAAGAAAGUUGUGUGAUCAUCGUCUGUGCCGUGCUGGUCAAUAAAACACAGCAGGAGUCGGGCAAUAGGAAUUUGAUCGUACCGACAGGUGGUGCCGACACGACCCUGAGCUCCAACGACCGCGUGUACGUCAAAUACAACGACUACGACUUCUAUCCGUUGUACCUAAUGUACUACCGACGGACACCGGAACACUUGAACAAAAGCAAAUAUUUCCGCAAUAACUCCCACAAUCAAUGGCAGCAAAACAACCGGGUGGUGCAGCAGCAGAAACUGAAGCAGCAGCAAUCGUUGAAUUCGCAGCGCGAGCGAGAUCAGGCAGAGCGUCUGCAGCAAGAGCGUCUGCAGCAAGAGCGAGAGCAGGCACAGCGUCAGCAAGAGCUGCGGGUGGAGCAUCAGCAAGAGCUGCGGGUGGAGCGACAUCAAGCGCAGAAAUCGCUGGUGGCUUGUCGUCGUGCAGCGGUUCAACAGGAACAGCAUAACAACCGGGUGAUGCAUCAGCAGCAGCAGAAGAAGCAGCAGCAAGAGUUGAAAGCGCAGCGCGAGCGAGACCAGACAGAGCGUCUGCAGCAAGAGCAAGAACAGGCACAGCGUCAGCAAGAGCGAGAGCAGGUACAGCGUCAGCAAGAGCGAGAGCAGGCACAGCGUCAGCAAGAGCGAGAGCAGGCACAGCGUCAGCAAGAGCUGCGGGUGGAGCGACAGCAUGCGCAGAAAUCGCUGGUGGCUUGUCGUCGUGCAGCGGUUCAACAGGAACAGCAUAACAACCGGGUUAUGCAUCAGCAGCAGCAGAAAAAGCAGCAGCAAGAGUUGAAAGCGCAGCGCAGGCGAGAUCAGACAGAGCGUCUGCAGCAAGAGCGAGAGCAGGCACAGCGUCAGCAAGAGCGAGGGCAGGAAUGGCGAGAAUCCGUUUGUCAAGGGCAGGAGCCACAUGAGCGUCGUCGACUGGAGCGGGAUCAAGAGCAGUUAUACUCUAGGAAGCUCACCGCAGACGGUUCAAUAUGUUCUGUUCAUCGGCAUAGAUUCUGCAUGACGAAUACGAUGUACCAUAGCUGUAGCAGCAUUAGGAAGUCCUCCGGCGCUUCGGAGUUUACCCGGCACGCUGCGCCCUGUUAUUCGGAACGUAUCUCGCCGUUCAUGCACCACCAUAUAUUUACUGAUCCCGGCCGUCCCCUGCUUAACGAAUUGAACAGCAAUGCUUAUAAUGAUGUUGAACAACUCGUAAAAAGUACAUUUCCCAACUGCAACAUAGAUCAGAUACGCCUGGUUCACGCCCCUCAGAUGAACGGCAUGUAUAUGUUACGCCAUGAAGAAAUGAAAUUGACCCUCGGCCAAAAUGUCCAGGAGAAGUUGUUGUUCCACGUGACCACUAAAUCCAGAGCCAUGGAGUCGUUGAAAAGUGGACUCGAUUGGAGAUGCACCAAGCGAAAAAAGUUUGGUUACGGAGUGUUCUUCAGUGACGACGCCGACUACGCCAACUAUUACGCCGACAAACGCACUACCGAAAAAACACGAGUGAUUAUGAUAUGCAACGUACUGGUUAGUGAAACGUACGUGGUCCCGAAAAAGAGAAAUGUGAACUCCUUCGAUCAAGGGGUCGUACCACCCAGCCGCGUAUACGUCAAGUACAAUGAUAAUGACUUUUAUCCACUGUACUUUGUAUACUACCAGCAGAGACCGGAACACAUGACCAAGAGCAAAUAUUUCCAUGUCAACACACGCCAGGCUAUGGAUCGCCAAGACUACCUAGAUGACAAAGGCUACCACAAAGGACAAAAUAUAUGCUACCACGGCGAAAACGACGACUAUAGCAACAAACUCAAUGGCGUCGAUAUCUAUGAAUAUCUAGAUUCCAAAGGCAUCUACGACUACGACUACGACACACCUGAAGAAAUAUGCUAUGAUGACGAAAACGAUGACUAUAGCAACGAACUCAGAGGCGACGAUCUCCAUGAUUACCUAGAAGCCAAGGGCUACUACGACCGCCACAAAGACGAUACAUUUGAACAAAAUACUUACGACAACGACGAAAACGAUGACAUUAUCAACUAACACAGUGGCAAUGAUCACUAUGAUUACCUAGAAGCCAAGGGCUACUACGACCGCUACGAAGACGAUACAAUUGAACAAAUAUACUACGAAGACGAAAACGAUGAUUAUAGUACCGAAUUUUAUGGUGACGAUAUCUAUGUUGAAUAAUGCAAUUAUUCAACUGUUAAAUAAAAAUACAUCUUUAUUAAU